This is a messenger RNA of Arabidopsis arenosa, 412 nucleotides long. Lineage: Eukaryota; Viridiplantae; Streptophyta; Magnoliopsida; Brassicales; Brassicaceae. The record is from the annotation of a GenBank genome assembly.
CUUCCAACACAUCUUCUCUCCCUCCGUCAAUGGAGAAAACCCUAGCCACUUCCCAUACCAAACGCUCUUUUCCGUCUCCAUCCACCGCCGUGAACACAAGCUCCACUGGUUUCAACCGCAAAACCAGACAGAGACUGUCCGAUGCAACGGCGAGUGUAAGAGAGACUGACGUAGAAGAUGAAGACGAUGAAGAAGAAGGAGUUGAUGAGAAGAUCGAGGCGCUUCAGACAAUAGUUCCCGGAGGAACAGCACUUAGUGUGGACGCACUGUUCGAAGAGACGGCUAGUUACAUUUUGGCUCUGCAAUGUCAGAUCAAUGCCAUUAAAGUUCUUACUGCAUUCCUUGAGCGUGGUGAUGACAAAGAAGAUAUGAAGUUUGGAGGUUGAAGAUUGAACAAACAAUUUGGAAUUCU